This is a messenger RNA of Colius striatus (speckled mousebird), 5913 nucleotides long. It is a transcript of the gene RNF216, whose product is annotated as ring finger protein 216. Lineage: Eukaryota; Metazoa; Chordata; Aves; Coliiformes; Coliidae. The record is from RefSeq and is a predicted model, not a curated record. The transcript has 18 exons. Bases 309 to 3092 code for a protein of 927 amino acids. Gene Ontology annotation, molecular function: zinc ion binding.
GGGCCGGCGCGGGGCGGACGGGCUCGGUGCCCCGGGCUAUGUGUUGGUACUCGGAAAGAAAAAUAGCGUCGGCCCCGGAGCUGGUGGGGAAAGGCGGAUAUAAGCUUAUUCUUCUGUUCUGACCCUCGUCUUGUUGUGGAAAUACUUCAUGCGGUUGGGACAUCUUGACAUUUCAGGCAUCUGCUGUGGAAGCUGCUGCAGAAAAGAAACCCAAAACACAGCUGUCCUCAGAGUUGAGAGAUCUGUUUCCUCAUGUGAGCCUGACUGCCAUGCCUGGCCAUUGACACUUUUGGGUCCAGUUGUUUAAAAUGGCAGAGAGAGAUAGAAAUGAAGAAGUAAUUAACCUGAACAGCUUCCGCAGUCACAGAGGGAAAGACUGGAUAAACCGCAGAGACGAAGGUUUUAUCACCAUAUCGGAUUCCUCAGACGAAGAAUUGCCUCUGGUGGAAGCGCCAGCGGAGCAGCAGCGGGAGGAAGAUGACGAUGAUGUAGUCAUCUUGGCUGAGACUCGAAAGCAUCAGCAACUUCUGCGUCCCAAUGUCAUCAGACCUGCUGCUCAGUGGCAGGGUGCAAACACUGUGGGAGAGGGAGGAUCUAAAAGUACUGUCAAGCCCUUGAAAAGCACACAUGUGCAAGAUGAGACCUCAGGUGUGCUGUGCCAGGGAGACCAGUAUAACCACAUGGUGGAGAGCAGUGCUGGACCAAGCAGGGAUGAGAAUAUGAACUUUGCCUUGCAGCAGCCUGGACCAUCUGAGCUUAAGGGCCCCAGGUUUGAACUUACAAGUAACCAGGAGCCUGGCCCAAGUUUGCUUCCAGCAAUAACGCCAAGUCUACAGCCUGUUGUUAACAGAGAAGCUGUUAGCCUCGAAAAUGCAGACUUUCCAGCACAACAGGAAGAAAAGGUGGAAGCCCAGCGAUGGGAAGGAGGGGAAUCAGAGCCAGAGCAAAACCUCAGAGGAGCAGCUGCCUCAACUGCCCCAGCCCAGGAGCACCAUGAGAACAGCCAGCUGGAUCCCCCCUGCCUCCAGCCACUAGAAGGUGAGCCACGUGCUGUAGUCAGUGGCUGUGCUCCUCAGCAAGGGCAGCCUGAAGCAGACCCAGGAUCUCUGAGGGCAUAUGGAGAGGAAGGUCCUGGGCCAGCCUUCCCGCGCCCUGCACCGCAGCAGGAUGGGAUCCCAGGCCCUGCUUCGCCCCAGCCAGCACAUCCACCAGAGGAAACGGAUCAGCAGGCAGCGAGAGACAAUGAACAGCCUGGGCCAGCAUUCCCUGCACAGGCCUCUCACCAGCUUGGCUGUAGUAACGUGCCAGAACAAGGAGCUGCUGGACAGGGUCAAGACCUCACUGCCCUGCUCAUCAGAGAGACAGAAGCAAGAUUCCCAGAUGUGAAGGAGGAAUAUAUUGAAGAGCUAAUCAGCAUCAAAAACUGCUAUGACUUAAAUGUACUUUGUAACUUUCUUCUGGAAAAUCCAGAUUACCCAAAGAAGGAAGGCAGAGUGGUUUUAAAUCCCAGUAGCAGCCUGCUUGCCAGCCAAGAUGAGACAAAGGUGCCUAAAGUGGACUACUUUGACUUUUCCAAACUUGCCCCUCUUGAUCAGCGGUGCUUUAUUCAGGCAGCUGACCUCCUUAUGGCAGACUUCAAAAUGCUGAGCAGCCAAGACAUUAAGUGGGCACUGCAUGAACUCAAGGGACACUAUGCAAUCACACGAAAGGCCUUUUCAGAUGCUAUCAAAAAAUGGCAGGAGCUGUCUCCUGAAACCAGUGGAAAACGAAAAAGGAGGAAAGAAAUGAAUCAGUAUUCAUAUAUAGACUUCAAAUUCGAGCAAGGGGAUGUGAAAAUUGAGAAGCGCAUGUUCUUCCUGGAGAAUAAGAGACGGCACUGGAGGUCCUAUGACAAGGUCUCUCUUCUCCCACCAGUGCUACUGGAGCAGGAAUUCUAUGAGCAGAAAGUUAAAGAGAUGGCAGAGCAUGCAGACUUUCUCCUUGCUCUGCAGAUGAAUGAGGAGCAGUACCAGAAGGAUGGUCAGAUGAUAGAGUGCCGCUGCUGUUAUGGGGAGUUUGCCUUUGAAGAGCUAACUCAGUGUGCUGAUGGUCACUUGUUCUGCAAGGAGUGCCUAAUUAAAUAUGCUCAGGAGGCAGUCUUUGGCUCUGGGAAGUCAGAGCUCAGCUGCAUGGAAGGCAGUUGCACGUGUUCAUUCCCCACCAGCGAGCUGGAGAAAGUGCUGCCAGAGAACAUCCUCUGUAAAUACUAUGAGCGGAAAGCAGAGGAGGAGGUGGCUGCUGCCUGUGCAGAUGAGCUUGUCAGGUGUCCGUUCUGUAACUUCCCAGCUCUACUGGACAAUGAUGUGAAGCGGUUCAGCUGCCCUAAUCCUCGCUGCAGAAAGGAAACCUGUCGGAAGUGCCAGGGGCUGUGGAAGGAGCACAUGAACCUCACCUGUGAGCAGCUGGCUGAGAAGGAUGACAUCAAAUACAGGACAUCCAUAGAAGAGAAAAUGACAGCUGCCCGAAUUAGAAAAUGUCACAAGUGUGGGACAGGCCUCAUUAAGUCGGAGGGCUGCAACCGCAUGUCCUGCCGCUGUGGCGCUCAGAUGUGCUACCUCUGUCGGGCUGCCAUCAACGGCUACGACCACUUCUGCCAGCACCCCCGCUCGCCCGGGGCUCCCUGCCAGGACUGUGCCAAGUGCUCUCUCUGGACAGACCCCACAGAAGAUGAUGAGAAGAUAAUCCAGGAGAUUCAGAAAGAGGCUGAAGAGGAGCAAAGGAAGAAAAAUGGGGAGAACAGCUUCAAGAGGAUCGGCCCUCCUGCAGAAAAGCCCGUAGAGAAAAUCCAGAGGAUUGAAGUCAUCCCCAGGCCUGUUCCUCAGAACCUGCACCAGCCCCGGAUGCCCCCGUACCCCUUCGUGCACCCUCCCUUCCCGCUCCCUCCCGUCCGUCCCAUGUACAACAACCUCCCCCUCAACAUUGGCCCCAUCCCUGCCCCCUAUGUCCCCCCGUUACCCAACAUGAGGGUGAACUAUGAUUUUCCCCAGAUCAAUGUUCAGCUGGAGCACAACUUGCCUAUGCACUUUGGCCCUCAGCCUCGACACCGGUUCUGACCUGAUUCAAACAGCACUUGGCAUAAGAGCUGCUGCAGAGCAAAAGCCACCCCUGAAACGUCACCCCACUCUUCCUGCUCCAGCCCCCUCAGUUCAGCCAGCUGCAAGGGGACCUGCUCUGGCUCACAUCCCUGCACUGCAGCCCUCUCUAGAGCUUCUCUCACCCUUUGCCAUCAGACGUUUCACCCCGUGCUGCCACAGGGCUGAGGGAUCUCUCCCUGUGUUGGGCAUCCAGCGAUUUGGAUUUGACAAAGCCUGUUCAGGCAGCUGUUGGAAGGGAAAAUGAGACACUGGAGUGUGGGGAUUGAGCCAUUCCUCGGGGACUUCCAAAAAAUCCUGCCUUCCUGCUGGCCACAGCAGCUGCUACUGUCAAGUGAGUCUUGGGGGAGGGUAGGAGAGACUUGGCCUUCAGGAACAAGAUAGCAGGAGUCAGCUGUAUUAGCCUUUGGCCUGUGGAAAGGCAUGAGGCUGGGGCUCCUGUGUUCCCCAGCACACUGCUAGCACCUCCUAGCAGAAAUAAACUGUUCCAAACCAAGCCAAUCCCAGUGUUUUUGGCAUUUCUCGCUCUGCAAGUGGAGUGAGGGGAUGCAGCAGCCAUCUCAUUGCUGAGAUCUCAGUAGAAAGCCCAGAGCCAUGUUCUGUAUUGGGGCUUUAGCAAGUAGCAGAAGACCUAAUCUUUGGGUGCCCAAAUCUUUGUCUUGAACUCAACUCGCUUCCUUUGAAGGGCUCUGGGUGCCUCUCAGCUUCCAAAACGUGGCCUUUGCUUUGCUGAUCUUAUCUGGCAUCCCAAAUCCUCCCCCAGUCUGGCAGCACUCUUCAAGCAGCUGUUAGAAGCCCCCAGAACCUAAGCUGCUCUCUUCACUCCAAAAACUGCUUGGGAAAAGACCCAGUUUGACAUGGGAGCAGUGGUGUGAGUGUGUGGUGGCAGAAAGAUUAGGAACCGAGCCAGCAGCCCCCCUUGCAGCCCCAGGGGCAGCUGCAGCCUUGCGCUGCAGGAAGGUGACUGGGGACGUGUGUUUCGACUUCACUGGCUUUGGAAAAGUGUGUUAAAAGGCAAACCUGAGUGGUGUUGGGCUUAGGAAAAACAAAACUUCUUGGGAAGCAGCGGAGGCUGCAGUUGCUGGGCUGCAGGAGGAGUGCUGGCACAAAGCCCUUGGCCCUGCUGCCUGGGCCAGGCCCCCUGCAGAACAGAAAAUGGCUGAGUGGAGGAAAACCGUCCUCCUCUCAGAAGCACUGGGCUGCUGGAAUGGUUUGGUCUGGGCCACAUCCUGCUCUGUCCCAUUGGGAACCUGUUACAUGUGCUUCCCCUCCUGUUCUUUCCCCCCAAAACUGGAGCAUCCAGGUGUCUCUUGGGUUUGUUUUUCAGGUAAAACUCCCUGUCUCCUCCCUACAGCUUCUGCCAAGCCCCAGCGUGGCACAGGGCAGCAGCUGAGCCUGCUGUCCUCAGGAAGGGCUCCCAGAGGGAUCUCCCAUGCUUUUCAGAGCUCAAUCAGCUAUUCCUCCUCUCUAGAGUAUCGCCUAUGGGUCAGUCAUACCCUGUGCAGUGCACUGCUCCAGCUCCUCAGUGCCCUGCUCUCUGUAGCCUCCAUAACCAAGUGCCGUUCCUUUGCUGCUGUCCUUUGCUUUUGUGAUUUGAAUUUCAUUCUGGAAGUCAUCUGGGGGCUGCAGGAGCUCAGUGCUUGCUGCUCAGCUGGGCUUUAGCCAGGUUCAGAUCUUGCCUUGCACCAAGUGCUUCCCGUGGUGGCUGGGAGCAGGGCAUCCCCAUGGAUUCGGGCAGGGCUGCGCUGGUGAGAGGGUGGAACUGGGUCAGGAGCAUGAGUGGCUGCCCCUUACAGAAAGGCAGCUGUGGGACUUUAAUAGCCAAGAUGUGGGCUCCAGGGGCAGCUUGGCUGAGCCCUCCUAGCUUUGAUGCAUGUGCCUUCUCUGGCAGGGGCCCGUGGUCGGCCCCAGCAGCUGGGAGCACUCGGCAGAAACGGUGUCCCAACCUCAGCUUUUGGUGCGUGGCUGGAGAUGUGGGAUGUCUGAAACUGAGCCAUGGCAGAGGGAGAGGUGGAGGUGGAGUGAGAGGGAUGGAGAAGUGUUGAGCAGCAGUGGCAAAGGGAGGUUGGUGUUUGUGGUCUCAUCCUGCUUAAAACGUGGGUGUCUUCUGCUGCCCUGGUGCAGCGGUCACUGCCCUGGGGAGCCUGAUAGAGGCAGGAGAGAGGAUUGCUGUCCCCUGCCAAACCCUGAGCUUGUUUCAGUCAGACAGGAGUGGGUGCUUGGUGUGUGAUGGGGAGGCGCAGGCUCACCCCUCUACCCGGCCCCGGGGCACCGCUGGGCUCCUGGUGCUGCUGCUCUCUGAGGAAACACCCUUCCGCCAAAAAUCACAGCCCAAGCAUGGGGCUACUCCUCCCCUCCCACCCCAGAGACCUCGAGUUGUGGUCUCUGACUCCCUUUGCCCCGUCCUCCUUGAAACCCUUUGUCCUUUCCAUGGCACCGGGGAGGUGGCUGAGCCCAGGCCGGGCCCCCAACAGGUACUUCUGUGGUUCAUUGCAGUGUCCCGUUUUACUUGCCUUAAAGGUGGAGAGAGAAACUUAGUAUUUGCACUUAGCAAAACGUUAUGUUAAAAGAAAGAAACCCUGUAAAGAUGUGCAUGUUCUGCAACUUUGUAUAACAAUAGCUGAAAGAAAUAGGUGGUUUAUUAAGGGAAAAAAAGGAAAAAAAAAGAGAAGAAAACAAACCAUAUUUUUCUUUACCUUCUGGUAGUAAACUGUUCUAAUACUCUGUGUGUAAAAAGUUCCUGUAUCAUAUUGUAAUUUGAAUUUUUGUAAAUAAAUUUGUG